Molecule: messenger RNA, 1028 nt
Organism: Punctularia strigosozonata HHB-11173 SS5
Lineage: Eukaryota; Fungi; Basidiomycota; Agaricomycetes; Corticiales; Punctulariaceae
Product: translation initiation factor eIF3g
Exons: 7
Coding region: 1-891 (296 amino acids)
Cellular component (GO): cytoplasm; eukaryotic translation initiation factor 3 complex
Molecular function (GO): translation initiation factor activity; RNA binding
Source: RefSeq, a predicted model, not a curated record
AUGGCGGCAGCAGCACAAAAGACUUCCUGGGCGGACGAUGUGGACGACAUAGGAUCCGAGCAGCAACAGCAACAGCAACAGCCCCAGGACUUUGUGGAUGAAAACGGCGUCCGAACAACGAUUGAGUACACCAUCAACGAUGAGGGGAAAAAAGUCAAGAUCACACGCAAGAUCAAGCGCGUACUACAGAAAGCCGUCGUCGAUCACGCAGUUGCUGAGAGGAAACACUGGGCGAAGUUUGGUCAGGAGAAGGGCAACAAGCCGGGGCCGGAUCGCGCGACGACGACUGUUGGAGAGGAUGUACGAUUGAAGAUUUCGGCGGGCAAUAAGAGCUCUGAGGCGGAACCGUCACAAGAAAAUCAAGUGAAGCAAAACCUCGCUCGCGCUGGUGCCGGCAAGGUCGUCUGUCGUCUUUGCAAGGGUGGUCACUUCACCGCGAAGUGUCCCUACAAAGACAGUCUCGCUGGGCUUGACUCCGCCGACGCACCACCCGCCGAUGACGACGCUCCCGAGCCCUCCGCCGCUGCACCCGUCCCCGGUGGAGGCGCCACCGGCGGUCGCUACGUCCCUCCCUCGCUCCGAAACCGCGGGCCUGGCGAACGCAUGACCGGCCCAGGCAGCGGCAAUCGCGACGACCUACCCACGCUCCGCGUGACGAACAUUUCCGAAGACACGCAGGAGAACGACCUGCGGGACUUGUUCGGUCGUUUCGGCCGCGUCGCGCGCGUUUUCGUUGGCCGCGACCGCGAGACGGGCGCCGGCAAGGGAUUCGCGUUCGUCAGCUUCGAGGAGAAGGCGGUCGCGGAACGCGCCAUGCAGAAGAUGAACGGGUUCGGGUACGACAACCUGAUCUUGAGCGUGCAGUGGAGUCAACCGAGAGAGCAACGUUGAGAUGUGUGCUUCUCUGAUGCCUGAUGCUUUGUAUUCAUCUAUGUGCGAUCAUACUCUUCGUUUACAUCCAUGGAUGGCAGAUUCGCCUCCAGUUCGCGUUGUUGUCAUACAAGUUUGUGUUUAUCUCGUAAGCCUUA